GUGUAUGAAGUGUUUUUGUGUUGUAAAUAAUGUUUCGUGUUUAAUUUUUCUGUUGAAUAAAGAAUUACGAAAACUUCAUAACUCAUCGUACUUUUCAACUUGUAGCGUAAUAUCGAACCGAUGGUAAAGUCAAAUAUAUAAUAUUAAUUAUAUGAUUAGUAGAACCAUUUAAAAGUCAAGUUCCACGAUGGGAGGUGAGGGUGACCGUAGUCGUCGUCGCAGUAAUGACAGACACCGUAGUCGAAGCCGCGAGAUGUGCAAAAGCGGUGACAGGGACCGGCACGAUCGCAGUCGAGAAAGGCGUAAGGAAUCCGAGACUGAUCGACGCAAAGAUCACGCUGACCACAGAAACAGGGAAAAAAAUAGGGACCACAGUAGAGAAAGAAAUAGGAACCAUAGUAGGGACCGUGGAAGAAGCUACGUUCGGAGUACCAGAGAAUCAAACAGCCACAAAGAAUUUAAUGGAGGUGGCCUAGGUGGAGGUUUAGGUGGAGGAUCUGGUCCUCUACCUAGGUCUCGCUACAAACCACAAGAAGAAGAAUUUUUGGAUGCAAGAAGAGAGGAGAGGGAAAGGAUCGGGCAAUUAGGGGUGUCUGCAGUCUGGGGCAAGUCUCCACUUCGACCGGAUUCCGAAGAGGAAACGGCCGACAGCAACGGUUCCAAGAGAGGUAAACAAAAGAAGAAAAGGAAGAAGUCGAAAGAUUCAAAAGAAGACACAAAACAGAAGCUGAAAAAGUUGAAAAAAAAAUUGAAGCGCGUCAAAAAGGCACGAAAGAAAGCUAAGAAAAAAUCAAAGAGUCCGAGCGACGAUUCGAGUUCGAGCGGCGAAGAGGAAAUCUGGGUCGAGAAAGGAACGGAGCGCGGCGCGGCGGAGGCGGCGGGCGAGGCGGGCGAGGCGGACGAGGCGGGCGAGGGCGGCGCGUACGGGCCGGCGCCGCGCGUGGGCCCGGCGCUGGGCCCGCGCGACUUCGGGCGCGCGCUGCUGCCGGGCGAGGGCGCCGCCAUGGCCGCGUUCGUGGCCGAGGGCAAGCGCAUCCCGCGCCGCGGCGAGAUCGGCCUCACCUCCGACGAGAUCGCCUCCUACGAGGCCGUCGGGUACGUCAUGAGCGGCAGCAGGCACCGCCGCAUGGAGGCGGUCCGCAUCCGCAAGGAGAACCAGAUCUACUCGGCGGACGAGAAGCGCGCGCUGGCCGCCUUCAGCAAGGAGGAGCGCGCGAAGCGGGAGAACGCCAUCCUGGCGCAGUUCCGCGACGUGCUGCAGGCGCGCACGCAGCGCCACCACUCCGCCUGA
Diatraea saccharalis (sugarcane borer) is the source of this 1291-nucleotide messenger RNA. NCBI's taxonomy places the organism in Eukaryota, Metazoa, Arthropoda, Insecta, Lepidoptera, Crambidae. The record is from the annotation of a GenBank genome assembly.